AUGGGGUGCAUGAAUUCUAAACCUCCUUCAAAAUCUUAACCUCCUCAAUCUGCUCGCACUUAGAUUCAAAUCUAAUUUUAAAGCCAAGAUGAAAGUCCAUAUGUGAUAAAGAAGAAUCCAAUUUUCUAGAGAAGAGCUUCAUAAAAGUCCAUCGUUAGCCCUUUACAAACUACAUCUUACGUUCAAAGAAAUAAGUGA
Messenger RNA from Paramecium octaurelia, 198 nucleotides. NCBI's taxonomy places the organism in Eukaryota, Ciliophora, Oligohymenophorea, Peniculida, Parameciidae. The record is from the annotation of a GenBank genome assembly.